AUGUCGAGCACUAGCACUCCCAGCCCCAUCCCGUUCCUCUUACUCGGACUCGUCACCGGUGGCGCUCUUCUCUAUGUCUCCUAUUGGGUAUGGCCGCCUGCUCAACGGAGGAACAACAAUAGCUCUAGAAACACUCGUCGGACAGCGGGAAGGCGGCAGAACAAUAGCACCAAUCGAGCUACGACGUCGUCUAGUUCAGGAGGCCAGGGGCUUCGUCGGAGUAAUGCCACUCGUCGACCAGGUCCUCAGAGACAAGCACCUCCACCGACAGGGGCCCGCCCGGAAGACAAUCGACAUUACCAUAGUGAAGCAAGUAGUUCGGGUGACGAGACAUAUCGUGGAAGAGGUCAUGGAGACGAUUCCGACGACGAUGGAGAUACCACCGACCACGAAUACUCGGCAUUAGUGGAUGAGGACGGUUAUGAGCGCCUUCGGAUGGAUGACAUGGGCGACAACAAGCAUGACGGCCUGCAGCUUAUGAACCUACUCUACGCGAUUGCGGAGGACCAAGCUGUUAAAGAAGGUCAUAUUCACCGUGGCAUUACCUGCAACAACUGUCGGACGGUUCCCAUCCGUGGACUCCGGUACAAGUGCGCCAACUGUCAGGAUUACGAUCUAUGCGAGGGAUGUGAAGCAGCCGAGGUUCAUAUCAAAUCCCAUGUGUUCAUGAAGAUCAGGAUACCAAUCCCACCAUUGGCCAACAGCCGGACAAAGAAACUACCUCCAUUUUACCCUGGAAUCCCUCAAGGAAACACAUCAACACCUGACCACAUGCUGCAGGAUUUAUUACAAAAGACUCACUUCGACAAUGUGGAACUUGACGCCAUGUACAGCCAGUAUCUCUCACUAUCGACCCUGGAUCAGGAUGGAGGCGGCAUUACUCGACUGACUUUUGAACAAGCACUUGGGCCCCUUGGACUGGAGAAGAACCUCAUUACCGACCGGAUAUUCCGGUUUUUUGACCAGGAUGACGACGAGACUAUCAGCUUCAAAGAAAUGGCCUGCGGACUCAGUGUUCUCUGCAAGGGCAACUUUGAGGAGAAGAUCACAUUUGCAUUUCAGGGAUACGAUUUGGAUGGCGAUGGUUACAUCUCACGCGAGGAGCUGCACGAGAUGUUCAAGGCUUACUUUUAUUUGUCGAUGGAACUCAUUCGGGACGUUGUCAAGACUAUGGAAACUGACCUAAUCAACAACUUUGAGUACCAGCCAGGAAUGCCCAUCUCUGCAACCUUUACAGCACCGAUCCCGCGUGAGAUUGGAGUCAGGAACACCAGCACCGGUAACGGCCAACAUCACGGAGGCCAGAAUGGAUCAUUGGACGAUCCAACCCAAAGUCGAGAGCAGGAUUCUCUGUUGGCAGAUUGGCCGACCUCUCCCGAUGACGACAGCUCUUCCGCGUCGCCGACUACUUCAUUAUCGUCGUCAGGUUCCCCUGGGGCGUCAGCAGACGGAACUGAGAGAGUGCAAGGCAACGAGGAGCGGAUAUUGAAUCAGCGCCGAUCGACCGAAAUGGGAACCCUUCCGCCUGGAGCGUACGGUCUUGUUGGAUCGGAUGAGUUUGCUGGAGACACUGAUGCUGAUGCCGACGAUGAAGAGGGAGAUGCGCUAUCAACGCCCGACUACAAGCAGGACAAUGAUUUUGAGGAUGACUCGCCAGUCUUUGUGUCACCCGUUUCCGCAGGUCAGGAACCGACCAGUGACUUGAGCGACGCGGAGGAUUCAGGAGUUGAUAACAGCGGGUGGUCGGUAGCAGAGACACACUCGCUCUCACCACAUUCUGCCAGCUCCCAGGGCUCGUCUGUAGCGACAGGAUCGAGUAGUCUGCCGACCAUUGCUUCUCGGACGUCUGCGGUGACCCCUACGGCCAAUUCUUCUCCGUCGACAGCCUCACAGUCUAGACAGUCAGCCUCUGUCAAUGUCCCAGACGAGGGGAGCUCAAGUAGCUCAAGCAGACCCAGGAAAGACCAACCACUCCCAGCUACUACUUCCUCACCACACCCUAGGAGUGUCUCUGUCUCCAACAUCAACCUCGCCUGGGACCGUCCCCACUAUCGCUCGGCAUCCUCGGCACCUUACGGCUUCAGCUCUCACACGGCAACACACUCCUCAGCGCUUGGUCAUCAUGGCAGUGGAUACGGCUAUCCCCAGGAAGUUUCAGGAUCUUCCUCGUCGCCUGUGGUGUACGACAUGCAUACCUCAGAAGAGAUGAGCAGGAGCACAGAUGGACAGGUCCGGCGGCCGUCUCUAGGAACUCCUUACCAGUCGUACGCGUCGUCGUCGUCGGCACCAGCAGGAUCGUAUGCGAACCCGUCGUUCUUUUCGAGCACGUUCCCUGUGAUGGAGUCGAUCUCCCAGGAUGCUAUCCAGGAGAUGGUCGAGAAGACGUUCAGUGCUAUCCCGAACCCUUCCAAGCCUGGGUUUAUUACCUUAGAGGAGUUCAGAGCCUAUGUCCUCACGGACGCCGGCAUCCUUGGAUGGUUCGACGCGCUCGGCAGCAUUUUUUAG
Linnemannia hyalina is the source of this 2505-nucleotide messenger RNA. The record is from the annotation of a GenBank genome assembly. Lineage: Eukaryota; Fungi; Mortierellomycota; Mortierellomycetes; Mortierellales; Mortierellaceae.